This is a messenger RNA of Prionailurus viverrinus (fishing cat), 2913 nucleotides long. It is a transcript of the gene LSM10, whose product is annotated as LSM10, U7 small nuclear RNA associated. The transcript is spliced from 2 exons. Gene Ontology annotation, biological process: mRNA 3'-end processing by stem-loop binding and cleavage. Gene Ontology annotation, cellular component: cytoplasmic U snRNP body; nuclear body. Lineage: Eukaryota; Metazoa; Chordata; Mammalia; Carnivora; Felidae. Bases 324 to 695 code for a protein of 123 amino acids. Gene Ontology annotation, molecular function: histone pre-mRNA DCP binding; U7 snRNA binding. The record is from RefSeq and is a predicted model, not a curated record.
GCCGCAGUGGCGCGGACCGGCGCAGGCCGCGCUCUCUAUGCUCCGGGAGGACCGAGCGGCCAGGCUGUUGCCAUGGCUUCCUAGUCCCGCCGCGGGAGGGAGGCGGCCCCGCCAGGCGCUCGCUAGCUUCGGCAACUAAGCCGACCGGGAAGCGGAAGGAAUCCGGCGCGGUGGGUCCCGGACCCCGGGGCGGAGCGCGGGGGCGCCCGGAACCCCGGAAGGCGGCGGGGAGCGGGGGAAGCGCUUCCUUCCCGAUUUGCGGAGUAGAUUCCAUCUCCCCACGCCCACCCCCACUGCUCCCUGACAGCCCUCGGUGUGGAAGAAUGGCCGUGAGCCACUCAGUGAAGGAGCGGACCAUCUCUGAGAACAGCCUGAUUAUCCUGCUGCAGGGCCUCCAGGGCCAGGUGACCACUGUGGACCUGCGCGACGAGAGCGUGGCCCGCGGACGCAUAGACAACGUGGACGCUUUCAUGAACAUCCGCCUGGCCAAUGUCACCUACACGGACCGCUGGGGGCAUCAGGUCGAGCUGGAUGACCUCUUCGUGACAGGCCGUAACGUCCGUUACGUGCACAUCCCGGAUGAUGUGAACAUCACGGCGACCAUUGAGCAACAGCUGCAGGCCAUCCACCGGGUGCGCAACUUCGGCGGCAAGGGCCAAGGCCGGCGGGAAUUUCCCUCCAAAAAGUAUAAAUGAGCCGGCUCGACAGCAAGCCCCCGUCCCCACUCAAGUUCCCCCGGGGUUCUGCCGAGCCAACCGCCUGCGCCGCCUCCCUGCCCAGAGCCCAGAGAGCGUGCGGGGCCAGCCCAGAAACGGGUGUCUCUGAGAGACACCCCUGUCACAGCUGCCUUUCGCAGGGUCCCAUCUCCUAGGCCCCCCCUGGGAUCCUGUCUCUCUGCCUGUGGCCUUGAGGCAGGGGACAUUGAUCACCUUGUGAUGAUUUGCAUCAGAAUCUGAUUUACUGAUUUAGGGAAUCUGCCAAGUAGUUUCCAACCCUCUCCCAGUGAGAGUUACCAAGUGUACUUAGCCUGGGCCACCCCUCAGUGUUGCGGUUUCCCACAGUUGUUUUUCUUUCUCAUAAAACUUGGAUGCAAACAAGCCCAUGCCGCGUGCUUCCUCUGACAUGUGCUGGGCUCCGUCUUGUCCUGCCUAGUAGGGCAGUGGCGCUCACACUUGCAACAGAUUGCAAUCACCUGUCCCACCAUCAGUUCAGAUUUCAUUGAUAUGGGGUGUAGCUUCUGAGGUGAUACUAAUAAGCAGCAGGUUUUGAGAAUUGUAGGCAAGUGCUUCAGUCUGGCCGCAUGGAAGGUGGCUUUUUCGGUGCAGAUUCCCUGUUGAGGAGGUUGUUCGUCUCAUUGCUCUUUCCUGAGGUAGAGAGGUUGAGGGAAUCCUGGGCCCUCCCCUCAAGUGUGGCAGCUCAGCCAACAGCAAGAGAUCAGGCUCCAGUUCUGAGAGUUUUGGGGUCCUCAGGGAAGAAGGGGUGCUCAGGGGUAGAACCCAAGUCUUUGUGGUAGCUGCCUCGUGGCCACACCAGCAUGACCACAGGCAAACGACCAUCUCAAUAAAAGCGGCUGUGUCCUCAUCACAUCUCCACAGAGCAGCUGCCGUGUGCCAGGCCCUCUGCUGAGCACACAUUGUCGAAUAAGAUUUGGUCCCUUCCAAAGAGGGGCUUACAAUCUAGUGGAGGAGGUGGUCCAGAACCACGAGAUGAAAUCCAGCCUGAGAACCUGCUGCACUAGAGUCCUGAGUAAGGCAGGGCCUUUGGCCUCAAGAUGCUUUCAUUUCUUGAGGGGGACUUGAGAGGAGCGUUCACUUGGGCACUAGCAGCCCGAGGGCCCUGCAUUCACGUUCUCGCCCAACGUGAAUCAAAGUGUCGUCCUUGGACCGCCUCAUCAGAACCAACUGGGAUGUGUCUGGAAAAGCCAGUUUCCUGGCUCCAAUCUGGAACCCAGGGAUCUGCCUCAGUAACAUCCACACAGCCACCCACCAUGAUUCUUCUGAAUACUGUGUAUUUCAUUGCCUGGAGGUCCCAGAAGUCCCCAAGACUUGACCUUUGCCUUCGGGAGAGAACAGUGGGUCCUAGCAGGGAGAAAACAACUGUUUCCAGGCCCCGCUGGCGGCUAGAGUUAAGGGGAGCGAUGCCACAGGGUGACUGCUGCUAAGAGAAACCAGAGGGCAGGCACGGAAGGGAGGCCCUCGCUGUGGAAAUGUCUGUGUACUUGCGGGAAGCGGGGGAGCCACCCCAUCUGGAGUAAUGAACUGGCAGGGAGUCCCACAGCGGCCCCCAUUGCAGACGUUUCCCACGUGUCUGCAAAUGUUUCCAAACUUGAAGAGGGCUCAUGCUAGGAGUGUGGCCUGGAGAUGAAGGAGAAGUCCAGCUCUUUUAAAGGGUGUGCCGGGACUUCUGCAACCUCGGCAGAGCAAGGAGGAGCCCCCAGGCCGGGGAGGGACGUGGGAAGGACGGUUGAGAAGAGGGGCUCGGGCCGAAGCCCUGUGUCCUCUUUCCAGAAGCAUCGUGCGCCAGACCCCGAUGGGCCCUCCGUCGUCCCCAGAUGAGGUGCUGGAAGGAUAGACCAGAAGGAGGGGAAAUGGGCCUGCUGAGACACGCUCGUGCUGAGCCCCUGGGAUAGAGCACAGCGAAGUCUUUAAGCCCCGAGGCUAUGGGUCUCCCGGCAUCUGGUCCCGGGUUGUCGGGGGGAAGGCUGCCAGAGGCCCAGGAAGGCUGGAGGGAGGGAGGUCAGUGCCCACUGGCCGGUGGCAAGCCGAAUUCCCUAACUGCUGCCCACCCUUCGUGCCACAGGUAUCGCUAGUGACAGUGCUAACUGCUGAGGGAACAUCAAGACAGACAAGGGUCCUGCCCUCAGGAAGCUGACAUUCUAGACGGGGAGACUGACAAUAAAAAAAGUAAAAAUUC